UUUGUAUAUAUUUCUCAACAAAAAUCAGAACUUUCUUUUUUUUCCUGUUAAGUAAAAGAAUUAUUGAUUGUUAUGGGUUAAUAGAAUGAAUUUGAAUUGAAUUUAAUGUUUUUAAUAACAUAAUAAUUUCGAAAUCCAUUGGGAUACUAUUAAAUUAUGUACAAACAUUAAAAUUUUUGUGUUAAUAUUUUGUGAUGAAUGUGAAUCCACUUAAAUCUAAAUCUGCAGUGGACAGAGUCGCCUAAAUGUCUGUCGUCAUGACAACCACAUCUCGAGGCAGAAGUCGAUGGCUUAUAUUUUUCUACAAAUAAUAUAAAUUAUAGUAAGUAUUGAUAUUUGCGAAAUGGGCGAAGAAAUUCAAACAAGUGAUAGCGAUUUAGUAUUCGAGUCAAUAGAAAAUGAAUCCGAAAUAAAAUGUCAAUUUUUAAAAUGUAAUCUCAAAGAAAACGGGACUUCUAGUGCCGAAAGUGCGGAAUCGAAUGAAACUCAAGUUAUUAAGGAUGUUUCCUAUUGUGAUAAUGAAUAUGCUCAGUCUAAAGUUUCAGACUGUGUUGAUGAAAACAUACAGGAAAUACAACUGGCAAAUAAUAUUUUUGUUAAGCAAAAUGAAGAAGGUAAUUGGCUUUUAAGAUGGGACAUUCAAAGAAGAAGUGAAAAAGAUUUUAUAGCGCUUUGUUAUGAAGAUUCUAAUAGUGUUGAGGAGUGUCUCGUUAGGCAAGAAAUUAGGGGUCAAGAACAAAGUACGAUGUGGCUUUUGGAUAUACCUCAAACACAUAAUGACUGCGAAAAAUUAUUAUGUUUUCGUUACUACGACGGAACGUCUUUGGAUUAUAUAGCUCAAUCGGAUCCUUUAAUAAUCAAACAUCCCGUAAAUAAAAUUAAAAAAUUCAUCAAAAUCAAAAAACAGAAGUGUAAUGGUAUAGAAAACGAUGCGUUUCAAGAUGAAAACGAUAUUAUUCAAUCCCCUCAGUUGAAACCUUCAAAUUCGUUGGAAAAUUUGGAUAGUUCGGAACAAAUAAUAUCAGGAGCAAAGAAAAAAUCACCAAACGGCUUGCACAUGAAUACGUUGGGAGGAACCAAGAAAAAAAUUCGAUCGAAAAAUAGUCCAAAAUCGCCGAAAUCUCCUAGUAAGGAUUAUUAUCAGAUUUGGGACGCUUCGUCUUCACCGUCACCUGAAUCGGAAGAUAACGCUUGUGGUUUGGACUUUCCAACUGAACCUAUAGCUCCUCCAUUGCCUCCAAGAACUCUUCACAAGCGUCUAGAAAGGUGUCACGCUUUGGGUACCCCGUUUACACCUCCUGUUGUUUUAAGGCAACAUAAACCUAAGAAAAUUCAGAUGUUAGAAGAUACUUUCGGAUUUGAAUUGAUCGACACCGAUGAGGAACAUAAAUCAGUUGGUACGACUUCCACCUUCGAAGUAGAUAUAGUAUCCAAUGCCAACCUCAAAGUAAAAGCAGGCUUAAUAGAAAACGGCACAAAACUUAUCGGCUGUGAUAAUUACAUUAGUACAGUGUUAAGCAAAAACCGAGAUAUUGAAUCUAGUCCACCCAAUACUCAUUUACCUAUAGAAAAGAAAGAUAGUCAAAGUUCAGUUUCAACUCAAAGUAGCGGAUCUACAUCCGGAUCUAACGGAUCUACAUGCUUAAAUGGAUCAAUAGAGGCUGUAGAAGGAAAUACUAAUACUGAAUUGGCUAAUAAACCUCACAAACCAUUAUCUAGAUUAUUGCAGGAAGUUGAAGCAGGACAUGCUGAAGUGUUCCAUACACCAUUACAUAGACCAAGAACUGAAUGUAAAGAAUUAAUAAGACCUCAACUAAAAGCGUUCCAAAGGGUGGCUCAUACAGUUCCCUGCAGUACAGAUCCAUUAGUCUGCCCACCAACGCCUACGCAUCAUGCAAAAAAAUUAAGAGCUCCAGAACUCCGACCUCCUAAUCUCAAAUCUACCGAUUCAACUGAUGAUGUAAAUGGCGAUACAGAUUGUAGAGAUAAUACAGCAGGUGAUGAUCCUGAUAUGGAAACUUUAACGAUAAGAUUGAAACCUAUUAUGGGUUUAGACAGAGAAGAAACUAGGGAAGCCAAUGGUGAAGCUAGUGGUGGAAUGCCUUUACCUUUGCAGAGAAUAAAUACCACAAGGCUACCUUCAAUUCCAGAAAGAACUCACAGAGCUCUCAUUUUAACAAAAAUGGAAGGGGAUGAAGAACCUUUACCACCCUCAUGGGAAGCACGAAUGGACAGUCACGGUCGAGUAUUUUACAUCGAUCAUGCUACCCGUACAACUUCUUGGACCCGUCCUGGAGGGAGUACUAGUUCAAUUCCACCAGCAGCCGCAGAACAACAUCGAAGACAACUAGAUAGGAGAUAUCAAAGUAUAAGAAGAACAAUAAGCUCUAAUAGAUUAGAUACCGGAGAUAUUUUAACUACAGCUCCUCCUGGAUGUCGCUUGUUAACAAGACCGGAUUUUUUUACUGUUUUACACAUGAAUCAGGAGGCGCUGGCUCUCUAUAACAGGAACCCAACAUUGAGACAUAUGAUAGUGAAAAUAAGAAGAGAUCCCAAUGUUUUUGAAAAAUAUCAGCACAAUAAAGAAUUGGUCAGUCUAGUCAAUUUAUUUGCUGAUUCCAAUCAGGAUCUUCCGAACGGUUGGGAUACAAGGAAGGAUAGGAACGCCAAGCAAUUUUUUAUUGAUCAUACUAACAAGAAAACUACUUACAUCGAUCCUAGAUUACCUUUUGACUUGUUGGCGCCCAGAAGAAUGGUCGAUGAUCAUGCUCCUGCUCCUCCUCCUCGUCCGACAGCAUCAACAACUGUUACUAAUAAUAUUCCAGAAGUUCCAGUGGCAUACAACGAUAAGGUAGUUGCCUUUCUCAGACAACCGAACAUCUUUGAUAUCCUUAGAGAACGACAUCCACCCGUUGGAAAUUCUUCUUCUCUUAGAGACAAGGUUAAUGCAGUUAGAGUGGAUGGUACCAGUGCUUUGGACAGAUUCAGUCAUGAUAUUCACCUGACGAUAUUGCUGAGCCUCUUUGAACAGGAGAUAAUGUCGUAUGUCCCGGCGAUGACUGUAGAAAAUCGCACCAGUUCGUCUACUAGAAGUCCCAGGGGAUCUCCGCAACCGUCUCCUAUAGCAUCUCCGGGACUUAGUAGACACAGGGUUACAGCUCCUCAUAAGAGAGACUUCGAAGCUAAACUUCGGAACUUUUAUAGAAAAUUGGAAAGCAAAGGAUAUGGGCAAGGUCCUGGAAAAUUUAAGCUACACAUUAGAAGGGAUCAUCUUCUUGAAGACGCCUUCAGGAGAAUAAUGUCUGCCAAUAAAAAAGAACUGCAAAAAGGAAAACUUUGCGUAGUAUGGGAUAACGAAGAAGGACUCGACUAUGGAGGACCUUCUCGAGAAUUCUUCUUUCUACUUUCUAGGGAACUCUUCAAUCCCUACUAUGGUCUUUUUGAAUAUUCCGCCAACGACACUUAUACUGUUCAAAUAUCACCAAUGUCUGCGUUUGUUGAUAAUUACCACGAUUGGUUUAGAUUUAGCGGUCGUGUUUUGGGUCUAGCUCUGGUUCAUCAAUAUCUCUUAGACGCUUUUUUCACUCGCCCGUUUUAUAAAGCUUUAUUGCGAUUACCCGUAGCUUUAUCUGAUUUAGAGAGUCUCGAUUUUGAGUUUCACCAAAGUCUUCAAUGGAUAAAAGAACACGACGUAUCGAUGCAAGGAGAACUGGAACUUACUUUUGCCGUAACUGAAGAAGUAUUCGGACAAGUUCUGGAAAGGGAAUUGAAACCUGGUGGAAGAAAUGUACCUGUUACUGAGAAAAACAAAAAAGAAUACUUAGAAAGAAUAGUUCGAUGGCGAUUAGAACGUGGUGUUUCUGAACAAACCGAGUCUCUAGUGCGAGGCUUUUAUGAAGUUGUAGAUCCUAGAUUAGUCAGUGUAUUCGAUGCUAGGGAACUAGAAUUAGUGAUUGCUGGAACAGCUGAAAUCGAUUUAAUGGAUUGGAGGCACAACACAGAGUAUCGUGGAGGAUAUCACGAUCAACAUCCUGUUGUUAUAUGGUUUUGGCAAGCCAUAGAAAGGUUCACUAAUGAACAAAGACUUCGGCUUCUUCAGUUUGUAACGGGUACGUCGAGCAUCCCCUUUGAAGGUUUCUCAGCGCUAAGAGGAUCAAUAGGUCCUCGAAAAUUCUGUAUAGAAAAAUGGGGUAAACCAAACAGUCUUCCAAGAGCACAUACAUGCUUUAAUAGAUUAGAUUUACCUCCGUAUCCAACUUCUGAAGUGCUAUAUGAAAAAUUGUUGCUAGCUGUAGAAGAGACUAAUACUUUUGGAAUAGAAUGAAGAGGCAUUGUGUGUUUAAGCAGUACUAGAGUAAUUAUUGGUCGAAAUGUUACUUGCAUUACUUUUAGAACAUGUUUAAAAUACUUCACAUCUACAAAUACAUAGUGAUUAUAUGAAAUUUGAUUUAUUCACUAUCGCAACACUAAUAUUCACAAUUACACUGUCUGAUGUUCAACUUUGAUGUCUGAAGACGAUGAGCUAGUUAUCGAAACGUACAUCAGAUAAUGUAAUUAUGAGUUAGUAAUCUGAAGGAUUCUAAUUUUUUUCCUCAAAAAAUGAUUACCUUGUAUUUUCAAAAUUGUAAAAAGUAUUUUAUUUCAUUGAUAAAGUUUUGUAAGUGUAACAGUCUGUUAGUACCUUAAGUGCGAUUUUUUUAUUUCAUUGGAAAUAUGCUUUGGGAUAUAAUAAAUAUUUCCGAAUGAGUUAAUAUUUAAGUUAUUUGGAAAAUUUUGGUUCCUGUGCUUUUAGAGCCAGUACUAAGUUAUCAACAUAGUUAUGUCUAGUAAAAAUUGAUAUAAAUAAAACCUCAAAUCAUUGAUACCGAUUUGUCAAUUUAAAAUUAUCAAAAGACGUAACGUUGUUUGAUUCAAAUUUAUUUAAAGGAAGAAUUACUUACCAAAUAAUAAUUUUAAAUAUAUUUUGUACAUAGCUAAUUAUUGUGUAUAGCUAUAAUUUAUUUCGUUUUUACAAUUUUUUUAAUGUUAGAUAUUCAGUCAUAAUUUAUUAACAAAUGUCAGAUCUUUGGAAGUGAAAUUAUUGUAACAGUCUACCUCACAAUGGAUUGAUACAUUUCUUCUUCUUCUGUCUUCCAUAAUAUGUCAAACGCCUGUUCCUUCUUCGAUAUCUUUACUCAUCCUGGCUCUAGAUUGUCUUUCGUGGUCAACCUCUACUUUGUGUUCCAAUUGGAGAUUAAUAUGCAUAGAUAGAAAAAGAGGAGGUCCAGUCCUUUUUAACCACUUUUGAAUUUGCAAUUAGAGGCGCUUAUGAA
Molecule: messenger RNA, 5312 nt
Organism: Diorhabda sublineata
Lineage: Eukaryota; Metazoa; Arthropoda; Insecta; Coleoptera; Chrysomelidae
Product: E3 ubiquitin-protein ligase HECW2-like
Exons: 16
Coding region: 344-4324 (1326 amino acids)
Biological process (GO): regulation of dendrite morphogenesis
Molecular function (GO): protein binding; ubiquitin-protein transferase activity
Source: RefSeq, a predicted model, not a curated record